Molecule: messenger RNA, 362 nt
Organism: Staurois parvus
Lineage: Eukaryota; Metazoa; Chordata; Amphibia; Anura; Ranidae
Source: the annotation of a GenBank genome assembly
GUCUCCCCACACUGCUGCUGGGGGACUUUUUAACCUAGGCCUGUGCCUGUGUAUGGCCUUCAAUUGAAGCUGCUUCUGCUCCGCCACUCUGCCAUUGGACUCUUGAUAGUCGUCUCCCCACACUGCUGCUGGGGGGACUUUUUAACAUAGGCCUCUGUAUGGCCUUCAAUUUAAGCUGCUUACGCUUCGCCACUCUGCCAUGGGCCCCUAUACCGCCUCCUCUUGCUGCUGCCAGGUCCAGAGUGUGUCAUGGGUCCCUGUACGGCCUCCCAUUGCUGCUGACUUCAUCGCCAGACUCUGCCAUGUGCCACUUUCAGGUCUCCUUACACUGUUGGUGGGUUCCAUUUUGUGAUAGGGUGCUG